AAACCAAAUUGUAAAGUCAGAAAAAAAGAAAAAAAGAAACACACAUACAAAUCGAAAAGCUUUUCUUCAUCUCCCACGUUACAAUAAGCCCUAAGAACGAAUAAGGCAACUACAGAGAGAAAAGAUGAAUUCAACUACAACAAAAAACGUUUGUGGAGACAAAUGGUACCUUAACCUAGACAGGCCAGAAGAGGCAUUGAAGAUUCUUGUAUUCAUUGCCAUUUUCGUCGUCCGAACUCUCCUCCAUUAUCUCAUGAAGCCUCUAGGCCAACCUUACCUCACCACCGACUUUGCUAUAGGGCUAAUUCUAGGUAAUAUUCCAAGGUUUCGAGGGGCAUUCUCGGGGCCUUACUCUAUAACCCUCAACAACAUAAUAGAAUUUGGAAUGAUCUGCCAUAUGUUUGUCAUGGGUCUAGAGAUGAAUCCAAGCGUUCUUCUCAGACCACCAACCAAAGAUGCAUUCAUUGCCUACACAAGCAUGAUCACGACCUUUGUUCUCGCCUUUGUCACAACUCCUUUCCUCCACUAUACCAAAACUUCUCCUUACAUUUUCUCCCUCGCCCUCUCCCUCAUGGCCUCAAGCACCGGUUCUCCUAUCCUAACCCGCGUCAUCGCCAAUCUCAAAAUCAGAAAAUCCGAUCUUGGAAAACUUGCAUCAGCCGCAGGUGUCCAUACGGACAUGAUCUCUACCUUGCUUUACUGCUUCGGCUUCAUUUUCUUCCCUACGGAGAAACCUCUCGCUCGUCCUCUCCACAGAUUCUUCAGAGCCCUCCUCAUGUUUUGCCUCUUCCUCGCUCAGGUCACUUUCACUUCCAUUGUAUCCCCAAUCUUUCUUAAUUGGGUCAACAACGAGAACCCUGAAGGUAAACCACUCAAGGGGUCACACCUUGUUAUGUCCCUGGCAUUUGUCGUCUUGAUCUGCAGUUUCCCAACUUGGCCACCUGAAUCAAUGUACAACCCAAUUCUCAGUGCAUUCACGGCUGGUCUCUUCCUUCCAAACAAAGGAAGAAUGUCGAAAUGGAUCAUCAACAAAAUCAAUUACUUGCUCAGCACGGUCUUCUACCCUAUCUUCUUCUUCUGGGUUGGAUUCAUAAUCCACAUGAGAAACUUUGACAUUACUGACAAAAUGGCGUGGGUAAGAUUCUUUUCUCUUCUUGGCACUGUUAUAGCCGGAAAAGUCACCGGAACAGUCUUGUGUGGUUUACUACUCGGUUAUCAUGUCCCGGAAACCGCAUCCUUAGGACUGCUUUUGACCACUAAAGGCCAUUUUCAUGUCUACUUGGCAGCUUUAGCCAUUCGGACUAACAGGGUGAAAAGUACGACCGGUGCAUUGAUCAUAUUUAUCAUUGUCUUCACGGUGGUCUACUCCCCAUUCGUGGUCAUGGACAUCAUCAAACGCGCUAGAAAGCGGGUGCCUGUGCACAUCAUGGCGCUUCAAUGGCUCGAUCCAACAACUGAACUUCGGAUCUUGAUUGGUCUCCACGGUCCCCACAACAUUGGUUCUACGCUCAACGUUAUGGAGAUCUGCCAUGGUGGCCGUGAGCCGGGUUCCAUAUUCUAUGCGACUGACAUGGUGGAGUUGACUGAUGAGAUUGCAGCCACGCUGAAGAAGGGCGGAGGAGCCGGUCAGAGUAAUGAUUCAGUGACGGUAACGGAUAGGUCGGUGACGGAAAUGAGAGAGAGUAUAACGGCAGCUGUGAAUGGGUACGGAGAGCUCCGCAAUGGACAAGGUGUGACAGUGCGGCGGAUGCUGGCGUUGUCCACGUUUGUGACCAUGGCCCAUGACGUCUGCGGUUUGGCUGAUGAACUUAUGGUUUCCAUUAUAAUUCUACCGUUCCAUAAACGGCUGAAUCCUGAUGGUACUCUCGAUGCUGGUCAUGCUGGGUUCCGUCAUGUGAACCGCAAGAUUCUGAAGAACGCACCAUGUUCAGUAGGAAUUCUUGUGGAUAGGUCGUUCGGGCAAACAGAAGAGGCAUGGAGACCAGGAGCGUCCAUGGGCAUUGCUAUAAUAUUCAUAGGUGGCAGAGACGACCGAGAGGCACUAGCCUUCGCUGCACAAGUGGCUCGACAUCCUGCUGUGAAAUUAAAGGUUAUACGUUUCUUGGAAGACAAGAGCUCUCAAAACGCACAAAAACGAAGCAGCAUCCUGAACAGAGCGAGUGUGGUAGAUCAAGAGGAGGAAAUGAAGCUUGAUGAUGAAUGUUUUGCUGAGUUCUACGAAAGAUACAUAGCUGGAGGUGGAAGAGUGUCUUACAUGGAGAAGCAUCUCACCAACUCCUCUGAGACUUUCACAGCUCUUAAAUCACUAGAUGGAGAGUAUGGGCUGGUGAUUGUAGGAAGAGGAGGGGGAAGAGCGAGCAGUGGGUUAACCACCGGCCUCAACGACUGGCAGCAAUGUCCAGAGCUUGGUCCCAUAGGUGACGUUCUUUCAGGAUCAGAUUUCUCACACAACACAUCAAUGUUAAUUAUUCAGCAGCAGCGUACUCGGGGUCAGCUAGAAGGGCUUCAUGAUGACUUCACUAUACUGUGAAUAUCUGUACAAAUGCACUUUACUUAGUAGCUUGGGAAGAGUAGUAGCUUCACCAUCACAACUCUUAAAGAGACUUUGUACAAUAGUUCAAACAUUAAGCGGUUUAUGUAGAUAGAAUGGUAAAAAGAAGAGGUAAUCUAAGCAUUACUUCAUAGCAUCCUGAAAUGGUGUUGAAACAUAGAGUUAAAAGAAGUUACAGGCCGAUUUGUUUUUGAUUUAUACAAAGCAUAACUAGGGAAAAUUUCCCAAGCUC
Messenger RNA from Arabidopsis thaliana (thale cress), 2783 nucleotides. RefSeq names its product cation/hydrogen exchanger 28 (gene chx28). Lineage: Eukaryota; Viridiplantae; Streptophyta; Magnoliopsida; Brassicales; Brassicaceae. Bases 125 to 2530 code for a protein of 801 amino acids. Gene Ontology annotation, biological process: proton transmembrane transport; transmembrane transport; monoatomic cation transport. Gene Ontology annotation, cellular component: membrane. The transcript has 4 exons. Gene Ontology annotation, molecular function: antiporter activity. The record is from RefSeq and is marked reviewed.